AACUGAUUCAAAAUUUUCGUUGGAAUUCCUCUGAUCAAAGUAGACAUACGUGCCUGACUACAUAGGCUCAUUGGAGAGAAACACGCGGGGAUCCAGACCAAACACAUUUAAGUGAAACAUCGACAAUGACAUGGAUCAAAUGCCAAGUUUGUAGAGAAGAAACCUCCAAGUAUAAAUGUCCACAGUGUACAAUACAGUAUUGCUCUGUUGGAUGCUUCAAGAACCACAAAGAAACAAAAUGUGUAUCCUCACAGAUGGUAACAACAGAUUCUAUAACUACUCCAACAACACAAAAUAGCCAGAGAAACAAAGAAAUAAAUAUCAUUUUCGAGCCAGAAGAUGAUGAAGAAGCAACAGAGGACACCCUGUCAUUACAACAGCUUCAGGAGUUAGGUGAGUGUCCAGACCUUCACCAAAUGCUUGAAAAUCCUUAUUUACGUGACAUGAUGACCAGUCUAACAAGGGCAGACAACCCAAGAACAGCCAUGGAUAAGGCUAUGCAAAAACCAAUCUUCACUGAAUUUGUGGAUCAAUGUUUGAACAUCAUUGGGGACAAGAAUUGUGCAGAUUCCCUUCCCUGGUCAUGAAUCAACUAUUGUGAUGAGUGACUUUACUGAUUAUAAGAGAGGAGGCUAUGAGUCAAGAAUUGUGAGGACUCUUUUUGCUGGUCACGAGUCAAGAAUUGUGAGGACUCUUUUUGCUGGUCAUGAGUCAAGAAUAUGAGGACUCUCUUCGCUGGUCACGAGUCAAGAAUUGUGAGGACUCUUUUUGCUGGUCAUGAGUCAAGAAUAUGAGGACUCUUUUUGCUGGUCAUGAGUCAAGAAUAUGAGGACUCUCUUUGCUGGUCACGAGUCAAGAAUUGUGAGGACUGUUUUUGCUGGUCAUGAGACAAGAAUAUGUGUACAUUCUUUGCUGGCAAUAAGUCAAGAAUAUGAGAACUCUCUUUGCAACACCUGAGUCAAGAAUUGUGAGGACUCCUUUUGCUGGUCUUGAGUCAAGAAUGGGAGGACUCUUUUUCCUGGUUUAGAGUUAGGAAUUGUUAGGG
Molecule: messenger RNA, 1045 nt
Organism: Ylistrum balloti
Lineage: Eukaryota; Metazoa; Mollusca; Bivalvia; Pectinida; Pectinidae
Product: zinc finger HIT domain-containing protein 3-like
Exons: 6
Coding region: 126-587 (153 amino acids)
Biological process (GO): box C/D snoRNP assembly; maturation of LSU-rRNA from tricistronic rRNA transcript (SSU-rRNA, 5.8S rRNA, LSU-rRNA); snoRNA localization
Cellular component (GO): nucleus; pre-snoRNP complex
Molecular function (GO): protein binding
Source: RefSeq, a predicted model, not a curated record